GGCAGUUUGACCUAUAUUUUCUACCAAUCGGUCUUGGUUAGACAUAAAAGAACAUUUCGGAGGAUUACCAGUUGUGAAAUGUGUUAUUAAAAUUUGAGACAUUAGUGGACUUUCAGCUAAGGGUACCGGUACAGCCAAGGACCAAUACCGCGUUUGUUCAGUCUUAUGGUGCCGUCUUAUAAAAUCAUAACAAAAAUCUUUUCAACUGGACUACAGGAAACACUUCUUGGUAAAAGCAGUUAAGGGACUUCAGGAAUAUAACUCAGAGGACAGGAUGGACACGGAGUUAGACCUUAACAUUCCAACUCCACAAAAGAAUGUUGCUUCACAGCAGCUGCUCGCAGAUGGAGAAACAUCUUAUCAUGCAUAUAUCACAAAGUUAAAACAUGAUGCAAAAGGAGUCGCAGCCAGAUUCCAGUCGGUUAAGAACUUGUUAACUCCUGUUCGACCUGUCCUUGUAAUACUCAACCGUGGAUGCCUUUACUGUUUCAAAGAUGAUACAUCAAAGAAACCCAGUGGAUCAUACACAUUAUUUGGUUACAACAGAGUAAUCCGAGCGAAGGAACUCCAGACAGAUAAACGCCCAUGGGUUUUCCAAAUGGAACAUGCAUCGCCAGCUAUGGAAACACUGGCAUUCUCCACGCCGACUCAAAAAGAUAUGGAGAAAUGGAUGAUUGCCAUCAAGCAGGAGAUGUUCAAAGCGAACCGUGGCACGAUAGCGGCAAAGAAAUUCAGUGACACAGUAUCUGGUCGCCCUCCUGGUGACGGCAAGGAUGAAUCACUCUCAGACUUUGUUGAACAGCCAAUCUAUGAUGAUAUAUCAUUGACAGAUGUUGUCUACGAGGUUGAUAAAGCCACUAAAAAAAACCCGGUGGCGUUAAUGGGAAAAAAUUCUGAUGAUGAUGAUGAUGACCCAACUAAUUAUUUGGAGUUUGAAUCGGCGGCCAAACCAAUCUCAUCAGGUAAACAACGAGCACCGAGUAACAUUGCCAGUGAGCUUGAUAAGACCUUCGCUAGAAAAGUAAGCAUGCCAGGUAGUGGGUCUACUGUGUUUGGAAAAAGUCGUGUCCCAAAUGUUCCACCACCAAGCAAAAGAGACUUUGAUAAAGGGCCAUUGCCACCAACACCAGGGAGUAGUAAACGUUCCGAGCCAGAUGGAAGAAGUUUUAAGAAACCAUCAACAGACAACUCAAAAUCUCAGUCACCAGAAAAACCGAGUGUUGCAGAAAAACCUCGAAUAGCCAGGAAGCAAAAAACCAGCCCUGAAAGAGCACCCGAGCUACCUCCUUGGAACAAGGGUAAUGCGCCAAAACUCCCCCCUGCUAGGAAGGAAAGUGAGGCCGAUUACAAACCUAAGUUGCCAACAGGCAAGAAGAAGGGUUUAGAUGAACCAGCACCCCCAAUACCAGUAUCACCAGCAUCUAAGAAGCUAUCAAUUACACAGGCAGACAUCGACAAGGAUCCUUCCUUAUAUUGGAAGUGUCAUUUCUUUGAAGGGACAAAAGAGGAGGCGAACGCGAUCUUGGCAAAGUUAGCCACAGAUGGUGUAUAUUUAGUUCGAGAUAGUAGCGGCGUUGAUGAGAGUCAAGUUUUAGCAGUCUAUUGUAAAAAAAGAACACACAAAUACCUUAUCAGACAGGAAGAAGGGAAGUAUUUUUUGACGAACAAGAACGAAUCCGAAGCGCAAGCAGAUUCACUGGAGAAUAUGCUAUACCACUACCAUACAAAUAACUUGCCGAACAACGAGACAAUGUUGUCAGAGCCAUACCAUCUUGCGUUACUAAAGGCUGACAACACGUGAGGUGUGUAAUCCAUUCAGUCAGCCAAACACGUGAGAUGUGUAAUCAAUUCUUUCAGCCAAACAUGUGAGAUGUGUAAUCCAUUCAGUCAGCCAAACACGUGAGAUGUGUAAUCCAUUCAGUCACCCAAACACGUGAGAUGUGUAAUCCAUUCUUUGAGCCAAACACGUGAGAUGUGUAAUCCAUUCUUUCAGCCAAACACGUAAGAUGUGUAAUCCAUUCAGUCACCAAAACACGUGAGAUGUGUAAUCCAUUCAAUCGGCCAAACACGUGAGAUGUGUAAUCCAUUCAAUCAGCCAAACACGUGGGAUGUGAGAUCAAUUCUUUCAGCCAGUAUUUCAGAAAGUCUACAGCCAAACCUGAUUCCAAUUCUCUGACAGAGCGCUUGCAAUGAACAUUGUCACUGACACUUCAAAUCUUUGUGACAAUUGUUUGCAAUGAAAUCACACUUGAUAAUUUAGCUUUUACAGUUCAAAGAUAGUACACAUUGGCAGUUGAAUUGUUUUUGAUAGUAUAGAAUCUCUCUUUAGGGAAUGUUGUCCGGGGGUCAAAUAGAGCAGAAGUCACCAAGUUGUGAUCACAGUUUCUCUCCUUAUGAGAGAGGUAGUCCCUCUACACUGGCAUAUUAUGCGAAAAACAAGCUGACAUUCAGCAAGAUUGAUGUCGGCCGGAUAUCAACUUGAUGCUGGCUGAAAGUGAAAUCAACGGGCAAAUAUCAAGCUGACAUUUGCAGGAGUGAUGUCAAUCAGACAUCAAACCUGUGGACAUCUGCCAGAUGUCUGGAAGAAUUCAAUUUCCGCCCCAGCCACAUAGGUUUUGGAUCUGAAGUUUCCAAAUCCAACGUAUUUAAAAAUGUGGCCGAAACAGAUAUAUUGCUUGUGGUGUCAAAUCAUAGUUGGUCUAGUUAUAUUUAUGGCCCAAUUUUGAUAUGUCCUGUAUGGUGCCAGUGUAUCUAAUGUAUGUAUACAUGUAGAUAUAGUUUGAAAUAUUUUAUCUCUAAGAGCAUUUUGAUUUGCUGAAUGAUGUAAAAAGAAUUUGUUAUCAUUGCAUAGACAUGUGUUUGCUAUUUAUGCAGGAUGUGCAUUAUAUCGUUCUAGAUAACCCAGAAAGAGUCAAUUUAUUUUGGCGUUUUGAUUCAGAAACGUUUUUGCAUGAAUCACCCUAGUGAUGGAUUUCCCACUCAAAACCUCACCAAGCAAGGGUCUAAUUGAUUCCCAGCCAAACAGUGUCUAUUACUGUACCUGUGGCAGGGUUUGAAUUUAACCUCUGUCACCGCUGCCAUGGCAGUCGGUGCCUUCCAAAAUGGCCCUCAUCAUCCCUUUCAAUCUUCUUUCAUAUUUUUCAGUACCCAAGGCCAUUGGCUCUAAAAUAUGUGUGCCCUUAUAACUUUAGAAUUCAAGGCCUGAGUUAUAACUAAAGCAGGAUAAAUGAUGUAUAUUUUGUUGUAGAAAUUAUGUGCAGUCUUUGAGAGUUGAAGCUUCAGCAUGACAGAUAGCCUGGAACAGUUUCAUUUGUUAGAAGCUUCUUGCUAUACAUGCUAGCACACUUCAGGAUUUAUUCAGCAUGACAGAUAGCCUGGAAUAGUUCGCUAGAAGUGACUUCCUGUACAUGCUAGCAUAUAAUCCAGCAUGACAGAUAGCCUGGAACAGUUUUGUGCAUUAGAAGCUUCUUGCUGAAAAUGCUUAUCAUACCACAGGAUUUAUUCAGCAUGACAGAUAACUUGAACAGUUUCGUAUGAUGUAGAAAUAUUGCAAUAUUUACAAAAGGGGGCCCAUCCAUUUAGUACGUACGCACUGCAGGGAGGAGGUCUUGGAAUUUUGGGGAAAAUGCGUACGCCUGUACAUUUUGGCCAAAAUGUCUGUACACGGGGAGGGAGGGGGGUCUCAAAAUCCCCAGUUUGAUGCGCUCAUACAUUAUGGAUGGCCCCUAGUUUGUUGGAGAUACGCUGUCAAGAAUAUAUUUUGA
This is a messenger RNA of Lineus longissimus, 3764 nucleotides long. RefSeq names its product SH3 domain-binding protein 2-like. The record is from RefSeq and is a predicted model, not a curated record. NCBI's taxonomy places the organism in Eukaryota, Metazoa, Nemertea, Pilidiophora, Heteronemertea, Lineidae. Gene Ontology annotation, molecular function: SH3 domain binding. The transcript has 14 exons. Gene Ontology annotation, biological process: signal transduction. Bases 275 to 1801 code for a protein of 508 amino acids.